AGAGCGUCAUUUCCUGGCGACCACAGACUCUCGCUUCGCGCCAAGUAGUUGAAGGUGUUUCUUACUUAAUUUUUUUGACAACAAACCAGCACAGCGAGAAACCGCGUUCAUAAUGGACAUCAGGCGGUUCUUUGCACCGACGUCGGCUAAGCCUGCGGUGCAGAAACCUGCCCCAAAUGGAAACAACAAACCAGAGGAGAAGAAAAAGAAGAAUUCUUCGUCAACAGACGAGGAGGUGAAAAAGAAAAAGAAAGAGGCUAACAAGGUCAAAAGGUCAAAAGUAGAAGAGCAACGCAAGGAUGGUGCGAAAAAACAAAAGAAGCACGCAGUCAUAGUAUCCGACUCAGAUGAGGAGGAGCCAGUGAGGAAGUCAAAAUCUCCCAAAGAGAAAGUGAAGACGAACAAAAAAGAUCCUGUGCAGUAUGUCUCAGAAACAGAUUCGGACAGUGACAACUUCCAGUCCUUGAAGAAGACCUCCAAAUCCAAACAGAACUGCACAGCCAAAACAACAAAAACGGAUGUGGCGACCUCUCGUCUGGGAGCCAAACAGUCAGGGAAGUCUCCUGUCAAACCCGCCGCCACCCAGGGGAAAACAGGAUCAAAGUCUCCUCCUGUGCCUUCCACCCCAAAGUCAGCCCCGCCUCCUCAGCCAAGACAAACCCCUACCUCAGUACUCGACUACUUUGGCAGCGGGUCUAUUCAGCGCUCGGACAAAAAGCUGGUAGCCAGCGCCAAACGAAAGGCUCCAACUCAGGACACAGACAACCUGAUCAGUGAUGAAGAAAUUGCCAGGCAGCUGCAGAUGGAAGAGGACAUGGAGCUGGAAAAACAGGUCCAUGAGGAUGAGGAGUUUGCCAGAACAUUGGCCAUGCUGGAUGAGGAGCCUAAAGCAAAGAAGGCUCGUAAAGGCUCUGAUGAAAAACAAGGCUUGACCACGACCCCCCAAAAAAGGGGCACAGACGCUGCUGCCGGCAGGUCGAGCAGCCCAUCAAAGACCAGCCGCAGUGUAUCAGAGGACGUGGUUAGUCCGUCUCCCAAAAAGACCAUAACUCCUGUGAAAACCAGCUCUAAACUGGCCAUGAUGAAGAAAAAGGACGAAGGAGCGAAGAGCAAAACACCCACUAAAAUGAACAUCUCUCCCAAAAAGGAGCCCCGCACUUCAUCAAUCUCAGAGAAGACUUUCACGCCCAAAGUGGGAACCACACCCACUGCACUUAAGACUUCUCCCAAGAAACCCGAGAGCACAAGCACAAGUCCUGAUGACCAAGAGAAGAAGAAGGCCAACUCUUCAGCUUACAGGAACUACCUCAACAGAGAUGGACCACGAGCUCUGGGCUCAAAGGAAAUCCCACAGGGAGCAGAAAACUGUUUGGAGGGCUGCGUGUUUGUGCUGACGGGCGUACUCGAGUCUAUGGAGAGAGAAGAUGCCAAAGCUCUCAUUGAGCGCUAUGGAGGCAAGGUGACAGGCAACGUCAGCAAGAAGACCACCUACGUGGUUCAGGGCCGAGACAGCGGAGCCUCGAAGCUCGAGAAGGCGGAGAGUUUCGGCACCCAGAUCCUCAAUGAAGAUGGUCUGUUGGAGCUGAUCAGAACCAAACCGGGGAAGAAGUCCAAGUAUGAGAUUGCUGCAGAAGCUGAGAAUAAAACCUCAAAGACCAGGACGCCCCCAAGCCAGACUUUAAAGAGCACCCCCAAAGCCCAGAAGAUCUCUCCCUCCAAGGGUAAUUCCAGGUCACCUCAAACCCCAAGCCCUUCAAAGACCGGCCUGGCACAAAGUAGCAGUGCUAAAACCAGAGAUGGAGGGACCCCAUCGAGGAGAGGUAUGGGUCAAACUGCCCGGAGGGAGCUGGGCCUUUCCUCUACCUCCUCUUCUACUUCAGCCCCAGAGCAGUCUUCAUCACCAACAGAGGAAGGUGCCAGUCUGCUGUGGGUGGACAAGUACCGUCCACGCUCUCUGAAGACUGUGAUUGGACAGCAGGGGGACCAGAGCUGUGCCAACAAGCUGCUGCGCUGGCUGCAGGACUGGCACAAAAACCACAGCGGGGGUGUCAGAAAACCAGCAGUGGCACGGUUUGGUAAGUUUGGAGGAGGGAAAGAUGAUGGAUCAGGAUUCAAAGCCGCUCUGCUCUCUGGACCACCAGGGGUGGGGAAGACCACCACUGCUGCCCUGGUUUGUGAGGAGCUGGGCUUCAGUUAUGUGGAGAUGAAUGCCAGCUGUACUCGCAGCAAAAACAGCCUCAAGGAAGUUGUCGCCGAGUCGCUGAACAACACCAGCAUAGAGAACUUCUACAAAGGCACGUCGCAGACAGUGAGCAGUAAACAUGUCCUGAUCAUGGAUGAGGUCGAUGGCAUGGCUGGUAAUGAGGACCGCGGAGGAAUUCAGGAGAUGAUUGGCCUUAUUAAAAAUUCAAAGAUCCCCAUCAUCUGCAUGUGCAACGAUCGGAACCACCAGAAGAUCAGGUCUUUGGCCAACUACUGCUUCGAUCUGCGCUUCCAGAGACCACGAGUGGAACAGAUCAAGGGAGCCAUGAUGUCCAUUGCUUUCAAGGAGGGAAUCAAGAUCCCGCCUCCAGCUCUUAAUGAAAUCAUUUUAGCCUCCAAUCAGGAUGUACGACAGGUGAUCCACAAUCUCAGCAUGUGGUCAGCCAAAGACAAAACGAUGACGUACGACCAGUGCAAAUCCGACGCAGCCAGCGCCCGUAAGGACAUGAAGCUCGGGCCGUUUGAUGUCUGCAGGAAGGUGUUUGCCUCAGGGGAAGAGAGAGGUAUGAGCCUCAUCGAUAAGUCUGACCUCUUUUUCCACGACUACUCGCUGGCCCCGCUGUUCGUCCAGGAGAACUACCUGAACGUUCGACCAGCUGCUGCAGGUGGCAAUCUGAAGUCCCACCUGGUCUUGCUCAGUAAAACGGCCGAUUCUAUCUGUGACGGCGAUUUGGUGGACAGACGGAUCCGCUCGGGGCAAAACUGGUCACUGCUGCCCACACAGGCUAUUUAUGCCAGUGUGUUACCAGGUGAGCUCAUGAGAGGCUACAUGAAUCAAUUCCCAGCUUUCCCCAGCUGGCUCGGCAAGAACUCCUCGACCAAUAAACACUCACGCAUCAUACAGGAGCUGGCCUCACACAUGAGUUUAAAGACAUUGAGCAGCAAACAGGCAGUGAACCUGGAUUACCUGCACUACAUGCGACAGGCGAUUCUAAAUCCACUUCAGAAACGCGGAGCGGAGGGCGCCGCCGAAGCCGUGCAGCUGUUGGACGACUAUCAGCUCAUCAAGGAGGACGUGGACAGCAUCAUGGAGACUAGCGUGUGGGGUGGACAGCCCGACCCUUACUCCCAACUGGACUCCAAGGUGAAGGCAGCCUUCACACGGGCGUACAACAAAGAGGCUCACCUAACGCCGUACUCCCUACAAGCUGUGAAGAAAGGCCGCCGUGGUGGUGGAGGGGAAUUAGAGUUGGGAGGGGAAGACAUAAACCAGGAGGAUCUGGAGUCUGAAGACGAAGGAGAGGGCCUCAAAGCCGAUGCUAUGAUUAAACAGAAGAAGGCCAAAGCCACCAAGGAGUCAAACAAGGAGAAGAAAGAGGAUUCUGGAAAGGGGAAAGGCAAAGGGAAAGGCAAGGCUAAGAAAUGACAGAAGGAAGAAAACAAGCUGUCCAGGUCUGGCUUCCUUUGCCACAACAGACUGAAAAUUUUCUCUGCACUUGUGUUGAUCCAUUAAACUUGCAUCAGAAAGUAGUAAAACUGGUCUCAGCAGGUCCCUUUAAACCCUUUACAACACUGACCGAGGAGCAUCUUUCCUGUUUUUUAACUCUUUGUCUUGCCAUGCUGAACAAAUGAUGCAUAUUACCUGCUCGUCCACCAUCAUCAUGUCUGUACACCUGUGUAGGAACAUUCGUAUACUUCUUCUGUCAUCAGUCUGUGGUGCACGCGUUAAGGAUGUAAAUAAUGGCUGGAGGACUGUUUUUUUCUAUGACUACUUUGCUUACUGUUAGUGCAGUUUCUCAUUGUCCUGUAAAUUGCAAUUUUGUAAAAAAAAAAAAAAAAUUAACAAAACAAAUACAUGAGGAUUAAUA
This is a messenger RNA of Archocentrus centrarchus (flier cichlid), 4070 nucleotides long. It is a transcript of the gene rfc1, whose product is annotated as replication factor C (activator 1) 1. The transcript has 23 exons. The record is from RefSeq and is a predicted model, not a curated record. The coding region runs from base 113 to 3628 and encodes 1171 amino acids. Gene Ontology annotation, molecular function: ATP hydrolysis activity; DNA clamp loader activity; DNA clamp unloader activity. Gene Ontology annotation, biological process: DNA replication; DNA repair. Lineage: Eukaryota; Metazoa; Chordata; Actinopteri; Cichliformes; Cichlidae. Gene Ontology annotation, cellular component: nucleus; DNA replication factor C complex.